AUGGCCCGCAAGUCAGUUGAAGCGAUUUCUUGUGAUCACCGGGUCAAUGUCCACGGGCACACUCAGCACUUUCCAUACACGCGGCUUUACAUGGGGCUCGAGCUCCACGUGGUUAAUGUGAAGGCUUUUUUCCUCCUUGCCUUCCUUUUUUAUCCCUGGAGCGAGCAGCCCCAGGAGAAGCCCUGUGCCCAGCUCCUGGUCUCUGUGGCCACCCCAGGCUGCGAUGGGUUUCCCAGCCUGGACUCCAAGGAGAGCUAUGAGCUGUCCAUCUCCGUGGACGCCCUGCUGCUCUCUGCGGAUGCCGUCUGGGGAGCGCUCAGAGGUGAGGUGUCCGCGGGCAUUCCCGCUGCCCUGCCCCACGGCACCGAGGGGCGGCUCUUGUGCCUCCCUCCUGGCUGGCCGUGUGAGCGGGGGGAGCCCAGGGGCCCGAGGUACUAUGUCAACGAGACGGAGAUCGUGGACUUCCCCCGCUUUCCCCACCGAGGCCUCUUGCUGGACACCUCGCGGCACUACCUGCCCCUGAAAGCCAUCCUGCAAACGCUGGACGUCAUGGCUUACAACAAGUUCAACGUGUUUCACUGGCACAUUGUGGACGACCCGUCGUUCCCGUACGAGAGCGCGACCUUCCCCGCGCUCACGGGUGCCGGAGCCUUCCAUGCCGUCACGCACGUGUACACGGCCAACGACGUGCAGGCCGUGAUCGAGUACGCCCGGCUCCGCGGCAUCAGGGUCGUCGCCGAGUUUGACACCCCUGGGCACACGCUUUCAUGGGGGCCAGGUGCUCCAGGCCUCCUGACUCCCUGCUAUCUGGGCAAGAAUCUUUCUGGGACCUAUGGGCCCGUCAACCCCAUCCUUAACAGCACCUAUGAGUUUGUGACGCGCUUCUUCCAAGAGGUCAGCACUGUGUUCCCGGACUUCUUCCUUCACCUCGGCGGUGACGAGGUGGACUUCACGUGCUGGAAGUCGAAUCCAAAAAUCCGUGCCUUCAUGCAGGAGAUGGGAUUUGGUGAGGAUUUCAGAAAACUGGAGUCGUUCUACAUCCAGCGGCUUCUGGACAUCGUCUCUUCCUAUGGCAAGGGUUACAUGGUGUGGCAGGAGGUGUUUGACAACGGAGCGAAGCUGAGGCCCGACACGAUCAUCCACGUGUGGAAGGAGAAGUCCCCUCCGUAUGUGCAGGAGAUGGAGCAGGUCACCAAGGCCGGGUACCAGGCGCUGCUCUCGGCCCCCUGGUACCUCAACCGCAUCUCCUACGGGCAGGACUGGAUCGACGCCUACCACGUGGAGCCCCUGCAAUUCAAAGGCAGCCCAGAGCAGAAGGAGCGGGUGAUCGGCGGAGAGGCCUGUAUGUGGGGUGAAUACGUGGAUGUCACUAACCUGACCCCCAGGCUCUGGCCGAGAGCCGGGGCUGUCGCCGAGCGCCUUUGGAGCAACGCGACGGUGAGGGACCUGCAGGAUGCUUACGCGCGGCUGGGCGAGGGGGCCUGCUGCUCCCGCAAGCAGCGAGCAGGCCCCAUCCUGCCUCCGCGUGGGGUCCAGGCUGAGCCGCUCUUCGUGGGCUACUGUGAGCACGAAUUCAAUGGGAUUUGA
Tinamus guttatus (white-throated tinamou) is the source of this 1587-nucleotide messenger RNA. The record is from RefSeq and is a predicted model, not a curated record. NCBI's taxonomy places the organism in Eukaryota, Metazoa, Chordata, Aves, Tinamiformes, Tinamidae.